UACUGUUUCCUUAAGAUGGAACCAAAAUGGAGUAGAUACAAUGAAAACAGCAGAGCUGGAGCUGAACCCCUCGUCAAAGGAGGCGCAAAUGGCAGUAAUGCCGUGGUGUUAUGGCAGAGCCAGCGACUGGUACUAGGCACGAGUCAACAGAGUCCAGGGUGCACCACGACGGAAUCAGCCGUCAACAUGACCACCAAGAAUGGACUUAUAACUGAUUCAUUCAAGGUGGUGAAGAAGGCAAGAAAAGUGGCAAAGCGGGAUGAGACGCUAGCUCCUCCACCACAGAAUGCUGAAACUUCAAUACGUCAACAUGAAGAGCAACAGAAACUGAUACAGUUUGACCUGGACUGGAGAUUUGGGCCUAGUACAGGUAUCAGCAGGCUUCAAAGAUGGGACCGGGCAAAACUUCAUGGUUUGAAUCCACCGGAGGACAUCAGAGAACUGCUGCUCUUAAAACAAAAUAAUCAAGAGUACAAGCUGAGUUUGUGGAGCCAAUAUCCUCUGUGAUGAUGAAUCAAGACGAGGAAAACCUGAGCAUCAAGGAUUACUCGAUUUGUAUGUUUUGGCCACAGUGGUACCUCUACUUACUAACGUCUCUUCAUUUGAAAUUUUCAAGUUCCGAAAUGCCUCAAUAUGAAAAUAUUGCCCCUUGUUACGAAAGAAAUUUCAAGAUACGAACGGUAAAAAUAUAGUAAGGCCUGCCACUCGCAGCUCUGAGUUUCCUGAACGCAACAUUCUUAUAGCUGCUCUGCCAUUGGCUAUUAACAUGCAUCAUCCUGGCAUCCCAUUGGCUAAAAGGGAAUUCGACCGUAUGUGUUUAUGUGUGUAGAUAGAUCGGUAUGUGUCCAUGCAGCAUUCUCGUCUAUUCUAUGCCUCUUGAGGCAUAAGUC
Molecule: messenger RNA, 890 nt
Organism: Hippocampus comes (tiger tail seahorse)
Lineage: Eukaryota; Metazoa; Chordata; Actinopteri; Syngnathiformes; Syngnathidae
Gene: pold4
Product: DNA polymerase delta 4, accessory subunit
Exons: 5
Coding region: 16-507 (163 amino acids)
Biological process (GO): DNA-templated DNA replication; DNA synthesis involved in DNA repair
Cellular component (GO): delta DNA polymerase complex
Molecular function (GO): DNA-directed DNA polymerase activity
Source: RefSeq, a predicted model, not a curated record